GCGCACGAUCAGCACCUGUCCUCCUCUGUGGCUUUUUGGCUUCAGCGGUGGGAGUGGUCAUUAUUUGGCAGGGAGCGGCGGCAGAAUUUCCUAGACACCGACAGCCGCGCGUGCCGUGCACCCGUUCAGAUUCAGCACUAUUCUGAAGGGAAAGCGCACGGAUUUAGGCGAUUCAACCGAAGGAACGAGACCGAGAAGGCAGUAUAUUUUAGGAAUACACAGUAAAACAACACAUUAUACAUCAUUUUUUUGUUGAGAUACAAGAGCUGUCAUCAAACCAGAGACCAUGACCACCGCUACGUCCCCCAUCCUGUUGAAGUGGGACCCCAAGAGUCUGGAGAUCCGCACCCUGACCGUGGAGCGGCUGCUGGAGCCCCUGGUCACACAGGUGACCACCCUGGUGAACACCAGCAACAAAGGGCCCAGCAGUAAGAAGAAGGGGCGCUCCAAGAAGGCCCACGUGCUGGCCCUGUCCGUGGAGCAGGCCACGCAGAACUUCCUGGAGAAGGGCGAGCAGAUCGCCAAGAACAGCCACGAUCUCAAGGAGGAGCUCAUCCUCGCCGUGGAGGACGUCCGCAAGCAAGGCGAUUCAAUGCGCGUGGCCUCCCAGGAGUUUGCUGACGACCCUUGCUCCUCAGUGAAGCGAGGCACCAUGGUGAGGGCUGCCCGCGCCCUGCUCUCCGCCGUCACCCGCCUGCUCAUCCUCGCCGACAUGGCCGAUGUCAUGAGGUUGCUGGCCCACCUGAAAAUCGUGGAGGAGGCCCUGGAGGCAGUGAAGAAUGCCACCAACGAGCAGGACCUUGCCAACCGCUUCAAAGAGUUUGGCAAGGAGAUGGUGAAGCUCAACUAUGUGGCUGCCCGCAGACAGCAGGAGCUGAAAGACCCCCAGUGCCGGGACGAAAUGGCGGCUGCGCGCGGCGCCCUGAAGAAGAACGCCACCAUGCUCUACACGGCCUCGCAGGCCUUCCUGCGCCACCCGGAUGUGGCGGCCACGCGCGCCAACCGCGACUACGUCUUCAAGCAGGUGCAGGAGGCCAUCGGGGGCAUCAGCAGUGCCGCUCAGGCCACCUCGCCCGGCGACGAGAAGCACGGCCACGCUGGCAUCGGCGAGCUGGCCGCGGCCCUCAACGAGUUUGACAACAAGAUCAUCCUGGACCCGCUGACGUUCAGCGAGGCGCGUUUCCGCCCCUCCCUGGAGGAGCGCCUGGAGAGCAUCAUCAGCGGCGCCGCCCUCAUGGCCGACUCGUCCUGCACCCGCGACGACCGCCGCGAGCGCAUCGUGGCCGAGUGCAACGCCGUCCGGCAGGCCCUGCAAGACCUGCUGAGCGAGUACAUGAACAAUACUGGCAGGAAAGAGAAAGGAGACCCGCUGAACUCUGCCAUCGACAAGAUGACCAAGAAGACCAGGGAUCUGCGCAGACAGUUGAGGAAGGCUGUGAUGGACCACAUCUCCGACUCGUUCCUGGAGACCAACGUGCCGCUGCUGGUGCUCAUCGAGGCGGCCAAGAGUGGCAACGAGAAGGAGGUCAAGGAGUAUGCGCAGGUGUUCCGGGAGCACGCCAACAAGCUGGUCGAGGUGGCUAACCUGGCCUGCUCCAUCUCCAACAACGAGGAGGGUGUGAAGCUGGUGCGCAUGGCCGCCACCCAGAUCGACAGCCUCUGCCCACAGGUGAUCAACGCGGCCCUCACCCUGGCUGCUCGGCCCCAGAGCAAGGUUGCCCAGGACAACAUGGACGUGUUCAAGGACCAAUGGGAGAAGCAGGUGCGCAUCCUCACCGAGGCCGUCGACGAUAUCACUUCUGUGGAUGACUUCCUGUCCGUGUCAGAAAACCACAUUCUGGAGGACGUGAACAAGUGCGUGAUCGCCCUGCAGGAAGGCGACGUGGACACCCUGGACCGCACGGCGGGCGCCAAGGGUCGGGCGGCCCGCGUCGUUCACAUCAUCAAUGCAGAGAUGGAGAACUACGAGCCAGGUGUUUACACUGAGCGCGUUCUGGAGUCUAUCAAGCUGCUGUCUGAGACCGUCAUGCCCCGUUUCGCUGAACAAGUGGAGGUGGCCAUUGAGGCGCUGAGCACAAACCCCCCACAGCCCUUCGAGGAGAACGAGUUCAUCGACGCGUCCCGCCUGGUCUACGACGGCGUGCGUGACAUACGGAAAGCCGUUCUUAUGAUCAGGACACCUGAGGAGCUGGAGGAUGACUCAGACUUUGAGCAGGAGGACUACGACGCCCGCAGCAGGACCAGUGUCCAGACAGAGGACGACCAGCUCAUCGCCGGACAGAGCGCCAGGGCCAUCAUGGCCCAGCUGCCUCAGGAGGAGAAGGCGAAGAUCGCCGAGCAGGUGGAGAGCUUCCGGCAGGAGAAGUGCAAGCUGGAUGCCGAAGUGGCCAAGUGGGACGACAAUGGCAACGACAUCAUCGUCCUUGCCAAGCAGAUGUGCAUGAUCAUGAUGGAGAUGACGGACUUCACCAGAGGCAAAGGGCCCCUGAAGAACUCCUCUGAUGUCAUCAACGCCGCCAAGAAGAUUGCAGAGGCAGGCUCCAGGAUGGACAAACUGGCCCGCGCCGUCGCCGACCAGUGCCCUGACUCGGCUUGCAAGCAGGACCUGCUGGCCUACCUGCAGAGAAUCGCCCUGUACUGCCACCAGCUCAACAUCUGUAGCAAGGUCAAGGCCGAGGUCCAGAACCUGGGAGGAGAGCUCAUCGUCUCUGGGCUGGACAGCGCCACCUCCCUGAUCCAGGCGGCCAAGAACCUGAUGAACGCUGUGGUGCUCACAGUCAAGGCCAGCUACGUGGCGUCCACCAAGUACGCCAAGGUGUACGGCGCCGCCGCCGUCAACUCGCCUGUGGUCAGCUGGCGCAUGAAGGCGCCCGAGAAGAAGCCCUUGGUGAAGCGGGAGAAGCCCGAGGAGUGUCAGACGCGCGUUCGACGGGGCUCGCAGAAGAAGCACAUCUCGCCCGUCCAGGCCCUCAGCGAGUUCAAGGCCAUGGACUCCUUCUAAAGAUGUCCGCCGCCACGACGUAUGUCACUGGAACCAAGAAAAACAACACCGACAACGAGAAGUUUAAGGAAACUCCCAUCUUUCUUUGUGUUAAUUUGUUUCUUUCGGGUGAGAGGAGUUACGCUGAUAAUAACAACGCCUCCUUUCCCCCUUUUUGAGUGAAGGGUCGAUGGAGAAAAAAUCUGCCUGGAGGACAUUGCUAACCUGCCACCUGUACUGAACUACAGCUCCCAUGAACACUUUGGGCUUCUCGGCCAAUGGGGAGCCAGCGCGCUCCCACCCAUAUUUAUUACUAUUAUAACUACUGUAACUUAACCGUGUGAGAACCAAAUGUGUGACACUAAAAACAAAAACUUACUCAAAAAAGGGAGAUGAAAAGUUCAAAACAAAACAUAUCAGAAGAGCAGCACCUAAAAUGACUAAAUGGCCAUCAAUAUUAUUGCUAUAUCAUUACUAUCGUGGUACUGCCUGGCUGCUCUUACACACAUUAACUGCCUGAAUGGAAAUGAUGAAUGGCACAGUAGUGAAAUCUCUGUAAUAAGAGGAUUGAUCUAUCGAGGUUGAUCAACUUUGGGCGGCAUUUUCGUGGUGCAAAAAGAGCACAGGUUUGUGCAAAAAUGACUGUCAACCUCUAUAUAAAUCAGGCAGGGAAACUUCACUUGAAACUUUUCAUCAACAAUGUGCAUUUAUAAGGAGGCGAUUGAACUAGAGUUUAGUUUACUGAGUAAUGCAUGAAGUCACCUCCUCAUAACACAUCGAUGAAACGCUUCAACUUAAAACCACACUGCCUGAUUAUGAGGUUUACAGUAUUUCCCCCACAGAUUCUGUUGCUUUUUUUUUUUUUGUACAACACAAAUGUCAAUAAUCCCAUCCUAACCUAAUAUCUUGUAUUUUUCCCCGGUUUGAACGUUACCUUACCUGUAGAGCUAGGAAUAACUUAUGUUUAAGGUAACUGAAAGUGUUUGGCAUCCAAGUCAUUUGUUUCUGUGUUCCUUCCUGAUCCGGUGUUCCUGAACGAUGCACACACUUCAUGGUCCUACGGUAUUGCCUUUUUAAAAAUCCAUUUCUCAUGAUGAUAUCACUAACUGUAUCGCAGCCUGAUUGGAUUAUUGUGUAGAGUGUAAUAGUAGACAAUGAGAGGUAUGACUAGUUGUGGUUUCCUCAGAGAAUAUUUGGCUGCGUUUAGACAAGGCAGCCCAAUAAUGAUAUAUAUUUUUUAACUAAUUUGUAUUUUAAUCAAUCUGUUCAGCUCUGAAAAAGAUCUGAUGUGAUUGGUCAAAAGUUAAAUUACUGGGAAAAAAUACCAGAAUUGGGGUGCCUGUCUAAAUGAAGCCAUGGAGUCCUACAAACAUACAUACAUUCAGGUAACUGCCAAAAUAAUGGAAACACUUGAGUAAAUGAGGGAUAUAAAGUUCAUUAAAAGGAGGUGCUUCCACACAGGUGUAGUUCCUGAGAUAAUUAAUCAAUUAACAUCCCAGCAGGGUUAUGUAUAAAAAUGUUGGGCAGGACAUUAUUUGGGCUACCAUGGCCCCCAUGGGAUGACAAUGCCAUCCAUACGGCAUGAAUGGCCAUGGAAUGGUUUAAUGAGCAUGAAAACGAUGUUAACCAUCUGUCACCAGAUCUCAACCCAAUUGAACACUGAUGGGAGAUUCUGGAGCAGCGCCUGGGACAGAGGUUUCCACCACCAUCAACAAAAGCCAAAUGAUGGAAUUGGGUUGCAUCCCUCCAAUCGAGUUCCAGACACAGAAUCUAUUCUAAUUGAAUUUGUUCUGGCUCGUGGUGGCCCAACGCCCAAUUAAGACACUUGCUGUUGGUGUUUCCAUUAUAUUGACAGUGACCUGUACAUACUUACAUACAGUUGAAGUCGGAAGUUUACAUACACCUUAGCCAAAUACAUUUCAACUCAGUUUUUCACAAUUCCUGACAUUUAAUCAUAGUAAAAGUUCCCUGUUUUAGGUCAGUUAGGAUCACCACUUUAUUUUAAGAACGUGAAAUGUCAGAAUAAUAGUAUAGAGAAUGAUUUAUUUCAGCUUUUAUUUCUUUCAUCACAUUUCCAGUGGGUCAGAAGUUUAGUAUUUGGUAGCAUUGCCUUUAAAUGGUUUAACUUGGGUAAAAUGUUUUGGGUGGCCUUCCACAAGCUUCCCACAAUAAGUUUGGGGAAUUAUGGCCCAUUCCCCCCGCCGACAGAGCUCGUGUAACUGAGUCAGGUUUUCUAGGCCUCCUUGCUCGCACACGCUUUUUCAGUUCUGCCCACAAUUUUACUAAUGGAUUGAGGUGAGGGCUUUGAUGGCCACUCCAAUACCUUGACUUUGUCGUCCUUAAGCCAUUUUGCCACAACUUUGGAAGUAUGCUUAAGGUCAUUGUCCAUUUGGAAGAACCAUUUGCGAUCAAGCUUUAACUUCCAGACUUAUGUCAUGAGAUGUUGCUUCAAUAUAUCCACAUAAUUUUCCUCCCUCAUAAUGCCAUCUAUUUUGUGAAGUGCACUAGUCCCUCUUGCAGCAAAGCACCCCCACAACAUGAUGCUGCCACCACCGUGUGUCAUGGUUGGAAUGAUGUUCUUCAGCUUGCAAGCAUCCACCUUUUUUCUCCAAACAUAACAAUGGUCAUUAUGGCCAAACAGUUCCAUUUUUGUUUCAUCAGACCAGAGGACAAUCCUCCAAAAAGUAAGAUCUUUCUCCCCGUGUGCAGUUGCAAACCAUAGUUUUUAUGGCGGUUUCUGGCUUCUUCCUUGUUGAGCAGGUUGUCGAUAUAGGGCUCAUUUAACUGUGGAAAUAGAUACUUUUGUACCUGUUUUCGCCACCAUCUUCAAAAGGUCCUUUGCUGUUGUUCUGGGAUUGAUUUGCACUUUACGCACCAAAGUACGUUCAUCUCCUUCCUGAGCGGUAUGAUGGCUGCGUGAUCCCAUGGUGUUUAUACUUGCGUACUAUUGUUUGUACAGAUGAACGUGGUACCUUCGGGCAUUUGGAAAUUGCUCCCAAGGAUGAACCAGACUUGUGGAGGCCUACAGUUUUUUCUGAGGAAUUUUCCCAUGAUGUCAAGCAAAGAGGCACUGAGAUUGAAGGUAGGCCUUGAAAUACAUCCACAGGUACACCUCCAAUUGACUCAAAUGAUGUCAAUUAGCCUAUCUGAAACUUCCAUGACAUAAUUUUCUGGAAUUUGCCAAGCUGUUUAAAGGCACAGUCAACUUAGUGUAUGUAAUCUUCUGACCCACUGGAAUUGUGAUACAGUGAAUUAUUUAUUUUAUCUAUCUAUUAUUUUACCAGGUAAGUUGACCUAGAAUACAUUCUCAUUUGCAGCAGCGACCUGGGGAAUAGUUACAGGGGAGAGGAGGGGGAUGAAUGAGCAAAUUGUAAACUGGGGAUUAUUAGGUGACCGUGAUGGUUUUGAGGGCCAGAUUGGGAAUUUAGCCAGGACACCGGGGUUAACACCCCUACUCUUACGAUAAGUGCCAUGGGAUCUUUAAUGACCUCAGAGAGUCAGGACACCCGAUUAACGUCCCAUCCGAAAGACGGCACCCUACACAGGGCAUUGGGAUAUAUUGUUUUAGACCAGAGGAAAGAGUGCCUCCUACUGGCCCUCCAAACACCACUUCCAGCAGCAUCUGGUCUCUCACCCAGAAACUGACCAGGACCAACCCUGCUUAGCUUCAGAAGCAAGCCAGCAGUGGUAUGCAGGGUGGUAUGCUGCUGACCAAAAGUGAAAUAAUCUGUCUGUAAACAAUUGUUGGAAAAAUGACUUGUGUCAUGCACAAAGUAGAUGUCCUAACCGAAUUUCCAAAAGUAUAGUUUGUUAACAAGAUAUUUGUGGAGUGGUUGAAAAACGAGUUUUAAUGACUACAACCUAAGUGUAUGUAAACUUCCGACUUCAACUGUACAUACAAACAAAUACCUUUAUAUUCACUGUUCUCUAAUAAACCCGUCAAACUUGA
This is a messenger RNA of Oncorhynchus nerka (sockeye salmon), 6929 nucleotides long. Its product is annotated as catenin alpha-2. Gene Ontology annotation, molecular function: cadherin binding; structural molecule activity; actin filament binding. The record is from RefSeq and is a predicted model, not a curated record. Gene Ontology annotation, biological process: cell-cell adhesion; cell migration. Gene Ontology annotation, cellular component: catenin complex; actin cytoskeleton; adherens junction. Lineage: Eukaryota; Metazoa; Chordata; Actinopteri; Salmoniformes; Salmonidae.